CAGAGGAGAGAGUGAGAACAGCAUUUCGAAACCCAGCUGAUCAGAGCUGUGGUAUUCUGCCACAGAGGCAGAGGGAGCGUGACUGGAAAAAAGACACGAGUGGAUAAGAGAAAGCAGCUGAAGUCUUGAUUUCAUGAUUUCAAGACUGAGAAUAUACAAAUAGAGUGGAAAAGAAAUGUCUACGUCCUUUCAUGGGAACUGGGAACCCGUGUGAAGAGAGAGGCUCUGUGGAAAGAUGUGAGAGCCAUUGGCAGGGUGGAAAUCUGAGGGAGAAACGCACAGAAAAAGGAUCAGUCGGGCUCUGGAAACCAGUCCAGUGAGUCUUUGAGUCGAAAGACGGUUGAAGAACCCCCCGUGGAGAGAGGAGUGAUGUCUUGGCUGUCACCCGUGUCAUGGGCCAAAUGGACGUGGACGGCAGUGCGAGGGGGAGAAGGAGAGGAGGAUGAAGAAGGGCAGGAGGCCAGCGAGGAGAGGGAGCAACUUGGAAGGAGAGGAGAGGAAGAGGAGGAGGAGGAGGAGGAGAGAUCUCAAGGCUGCAGCUCUGACUCAGAGGGUCAUUUUGGCACUCCUGAAGAAGCAACUCCUGUCCGCACGCCUCCACCCUUCCCAGGAGAGCUGGAGAACAACAACACUGAUGCAGACAAAACAGAUGUGGAUCAGGAGGAGCAGCUGAUAGUGACUGCUCCUGUUUUGGAUCAGGAUAUUUUUCUCAGACACAACAUGGGUCAGGAUGAGCCUGUGGUCCCCAUGGGUGGCCCACUAGAAGUAAACAUCCAGACCCUGCAAGCAGAACAGACAGAGGAUCUCCCAGAAGCCUUUGGGCCUGUGCCUGUCCCGGCUCUAUCCUCAGAGAAGGAAGAGCCUGAAGUGGCUAAAUGCACAGCGCCAUCCUCUGAGCCCGCAUCCCAAGCCCCAGUACCCAUCCUUGUAGCGGACCCUGUCCUGGAUGUGGCUCCAGUUUCAGCUCCAGCUCCAGCCUCAGCUCCAGCUCCAGCUCCAGCUCCAGCCCCAGCUCUAGCUCCAGCUCCAGGUCCUGCUCCAGGUCCUGCUCCUGCUCCUGCUACAGUUCCAGCUCCAGAUCCAGAUCCAGAUCCAGAUCCAGUUCCUGCUCUUGAUGUUGCUGUUGCUCUUGCUCUUGCUCUUGCUCCUGCUCCUACUCCUGCUCCUACUCCUGAUACAGUUCCAGCUCCAGAUCCAGAUCCAGUUCCAGUUCCUGCUCCUGCUCCUGCCCCAGCUCCUGCUCCUGCUCCUACUCCUGCUACAGUUCCAGCUCCAGCUCCUGCUCCCGAACCAGCUCUUCCUCCAACCCCAGAACCAGACUCAGCCCAGAGCAGUGAACCUAAAGUCAGCCCGGCUCCAGAGCCCCCUGAACAGAAACCUCUUGCUGAACCAGAACCACAGUGCAAUGGCCUCGACCAGGCAGAGCCUACUAAAAAGACUAAAACCAGGAAGUCUAAGCCUCCAUCACUGAAGGUAAAGACCUCGCUGGAUGAGCCUGUUGCCCAAACAAAUGAAGAAGAAGAGCUUCCUCUUCCCAUGGCCACUUACAAAUUUGACCCCGACCAGCUGGAUGACAGCUUUAACCCCUUCACCUGCGGCGGAUCCAAAAUCCAGAACUCUCCCCCACCCUAUGGUUCAAGCUCUUUCCCCAGACUCGAGCCAAUCGGUAGCUGCUUGCCCGAUUGUGAGGCCAGCUCAGCAGCUCCGGCUGAAGCGCAGGUGAUGGAGUCGUUGUUGUCAGAGGCGAAGCCUGUGAUACUGGAGUUCGGUCUGGACGAAGGGACCGUCAGCAAACCACCUCCGAGGAAAUUAGGCGGUAAAAAGACAAUCGGCAAACUCGCAGCUAAGAAGCAGAAGGCCAAAGGAUCAGUGGCUCCCUGCAAACCUGCACCAGAACCCACAGUCUCAGAAACAGAUUCUCAACUAGUGUCAGAACCAGUUUCUCAACCAGCAUCAGAACCAGUUUCCCAACCAGCAUCAGAACCAGUUUCUCAACCAGCAUCAGAACCAGUUUUGGAUCCUCUUCCAGAAACUGCUUUGCCAGUUUCAGACUCUACUGCACCUCUGAACUUGGACGAUAUGCCUAUUCCUAAAUCGGGAACAUAUAACUUUGAUCCCAACCAGUGGGACGACCCGAACUUCAAUCCGUUUGGUAGCAAUAGCACGGCGGGCAGCUCUCCAGUGCUCCCUAAGGGCUCCUACAGUUUUGAUCCAGACAAUUUUGAUGACUCCGUAGACCCUUUUAAACCCCCCGAGACUGUGAGCGCAGAGGACUCGUCCAGUAGCGCCCCUCAGCUGGAGAAAAAAGUGAAAGACGGUGGCAAACAGAAAGUGGUGGAGAAGAAAGCGAGGCAGGUUCCCAAGAAAAGCAAAGAGAGGACAAUCAACCCCAGGACAUCUGAACAAGUCAAGUUUCUCUGUUUUCUGUUGAAUUCCUGUAAAGUUCAGAAGUAUGAUGAGAGCCAGUCUUUGGUGCUCGACGUGUGCAAUCAGGAGGAGGAUGAGGUGGUGGCUCAGACCCCAGAGAUCACUCAGCGAGUUCAUCACGCCACUGAUGAGGAGAAGCUUGCCUCCACUGGCAUCAUGGGCCAGACGACAGACUGCCAGGAGGAGAGAGGAGAACCCGCAUGCAUCAAAGCACCAAUGAAAAAACAGCCAAUCGAUGAUAUAUCUUUUAUGGAUGGUCCUGAGACUAAUAUUACAGAUCACCUGGAUGAGAAGGACACCUGCUGUCUGAAAGAUGAUAUGAGGGAGAUAUCCAUGAAGCACACAACAAAGGUGACCAGCAGUGAGCUUCCAGACACAACAGCCCUGUCCCAGGACAACAUACCUCUGAGUGAGAUGGACAAGGCCGCAGUGCUCACCCUGAUCAGAGAAGAGAUCAUCACUAAAGAGAUUGAGGUCAAUGAGUGGAAGAGGAAGUAUGAGGAGAGCAGAACUGAGGUUUUGGAGAUGAGGAAAAUAGUUGCAGAGUAUGAGAAAACAGUUGCACAGAUGAUUGAGGAUGAGCAGCAGCAGAAGUCCCUGUCCGGCAAUAAAACAGUCAGGCAGUUGACCUUAGAGAGGGAUCAGGCCAUUGCCGACCUCAACUCUGUGGAGCGCUCCUUCGCCGACCUCUUCAGGAGGUACGAGAACAUGAAGGGAGUCCUGGAGGGCUUCAAGAAGAAUGAGGAGGUGCUGAAGAAGUGUGCGCAGGACUACCUGAUGCGGAUCAAGCAGGAGGAGCAGCGAUACCAAACCCUCAAACUGCACGCUGAGGAGAAACUGGACAAGGCUAAUGAGGACAUAGCCCAGGUACGUGCCAAGGCCAACUCUGAGGGCGUCGCGCUAAGCGCCGGCCUGAGGAAGGAGCAGAUGAAGGUGGAGUCGCUUGAAAGAGCUGUCCUUCAAAAGAAUCAAGAGAUCGAGGAGCUCACAAAGAUCUGUGAUGAGCUGAUCGCCAAACUGGGAACAGACUAAGAGGCCUUUAAUCAAACUCUCACUACAACAUUGAUGUAAAUACUGUACAUCAAGCACACGUCAACCUUUUCUUUCUCCCUUCUCAAAAAAAAUAAAUUUGAAAUCCAGAACGGUUGCUCUUUUCAGAAUGAAAUAUGAAACCAGAGCAAUAACUGUUCAUAGUGUGAA
Sebastes umbrosus (honeycomb rockfish) is the source of this 3627-nucleotide messenger RNA. It is a transcript of the gene tacc1, whose product is annotated as transforming, acidic coiled-coil containing protein 1. Bases 370 to 3459 code for a protein of 1029 amino acids. NCBI's taxonomy places the organism in Eukaryota, Metazoa, Chordata, Actinopteri, Perciformes, Sebastidae. Gene Ontology annotation, biological process: cerebral cortex development; mitotic spindle organization; cell population proliferation. Gene Ontology annotation, cellular component: cytoplasm. The record is from RefSeq and is a predicted model, not a curated record. The transcript is spliced from 14 exons.